Messenger RNA from Rhagoletis zephyria (snowberry fruit fly), 384 nucleotides. NCBI's taxonomy places the organism in Eukaryota, Metazoa, Arthropoda, Insecta, Diptera, Tephritidae. The record is from RefSeq and is a predicted model, not a curated record.
AUGUACUACUGCUUUAAUAUCUCCAGCAAAGAUAAUGGUGGUGCAAUACUGGUGCGUGCAGCGGACCCGAUAGAGGGCAUAGAGAAGAUGUGCCAGCUGCGAAGACAGCAUCCAAAGGCGCCCAAAAAUGACAGUUUCACUGAGAAUCCCCAUCAACUGGCUAGUGGACCGUCAAAGCUGUGCAUCGCUUUUGCCAUUGAUGCAUCGCUGAAUAAAGCCAACAUACUCGAUGACCCUGCCAUUUGGAUUGAGGAUUCAGGGCAAGUUUACGGCGAUGAGGAUAUUGUCAAGGCAACCCGUGUCGGUAUUUCCCAAAAAAAUCCAUGGGCUAAUCGAUUGUUGAGAUUUUACUUGAAGGAUUUCAAAUCUGUUAGCAAAAAGUAG